UUUACAGAAGGGUAUGAAAUGGCAACAUGGUGCUAAACCCUAUGGUUUUCUACCCCUCUACGGUGAGGACGUUGAUUGCCAUGGUCACCGUGAAGAGGAGCUGAAGGUUUUUCCUUCUGAUGAAGGAUUCAGUUGGGCAAAAGAUAAUUACAACUCUGGGCAGAGUAGCGCAGAUAUCUGGUCUUUUGUUCUUUCUCUUCGAAUCCGCGUUCUAUUCGACAAUGCAAAAUGGGCCUAUGCAGGUGGAUUCUCGGAGGAAAACCAGAAAGUUCGUAGGAGGAAAACUGCUUCAUGGUUAAGAGAACAAGUAUUGCAGCUUGGUCCAACGUUUAUUAAGCUUGGACAGUUAUCUUCCACAAGAUCUGAUCUAUUUCCAAGGGAAUUUGUUGACGAGCUUGCAAAAUUGCAGGAUAGAGUACCUGCAUUUUCUCCUGAGAAGGCAAGGGCUUUCAUAGAGAAAGAAAAGGGUUGCCCAAUUGAAGUUGUGUUCAAGGAAGAGGAUCGUCCGAUAGCUGCUGCCAGUCUUGGUCAGGUACGUCGUGCAGUGCUUCACAAUGGAGAGAGAGUGGCAGUUAAAGUGCGACCAGGGCUCAGAAAACUUUUUGACAUUGACCUAAAGAAGUGAAACAUUUGGUGGUCCUUCAAGGGAUUGGAUUAGUAUUUAUGAAGAGUGUUCCAAAAUUCUGUAUGAAGAAAUUGAUUAUAUCAAUGAAGGAAAGAACGCAGACAGAUUUCGUCGAGAUUUCAGAAAUAUAAAGUGGGUCCGUGUGCCACUUAUCAUGUGGGACUACACAACUGAAAAGGUGUUAACCCUGGAGUACGUUCCUGCUUGCUGUUUGGGAGAAGAAAAGACAAAUCAGAAGGGGCAUGUAUCCUACAUGGGACAAAAGCCUAUGAGAAGGGGAGAAUGGGUGGCAAAUGGACUCAAGAUUGUGCAGCAAAAAGGUACGCAUACACUCCUAAAAUUAGCUGUCAUUUGGACUCAACAUUGUGUAGGCAAGGCACGAUGAUGACCGCGGCAGUCCCUUGGCGUCUACGGCAGCAAUACAACUCGCAUGGCAGCUUGCCUAGAUCAACCAGAAGCACAUCAAUAAACCAAGGCAAUCUCC
This is a messenger RNA of Oryza brachyantha (malo sina), 1109 nucleotides long. Its product is annotated as protein ACTIVITY OF BC1 COMPLEX KINASE 7, chloroplastic-like. Lineage: Eukaryota; Viridiplantae; Streptophyta; Magnoliopsida; Poales; Poaceae. The transcript has 12 exons. The record is from RefSeq and is a predicted model, not a curated record. Gene Ontology annotation, biological process: regulation of response to reactive oxygen species. The coding region runs from base 14 to 625 and encodes 203 amino acids.